CAGAUUUAUCGGUGAUUAGAGUUGAGUGUUCGGUACACGCUCUCGCGACAUUCAAGGCUGUUGAGUGCAGCAUAAGGUGGCAAGAUGGCUCUCUACAACUUUAAAAAGAUUAUGGUGGUGCCCACCGCAAAGGACUUCAUAGACAUCACAUUAUCGAAGACCCAAAGGAAGACCCCCACGGUUGUUCAUAAGCAUUACCAGAUCCACCGAAUCAGGCAUUUUUAUAUGAGGAAGGUGAAAUUCACGCAGCAGAGCUACCAUGACAGACUCACCCAGAUCCUAACUGACUUUCCAAAACUGGAUGACAUUCAUCCUUUCUACGCAGAUCUUAUGAAUGUUCUGUAUGACAAAGAUCAUUACAAGCUGGCAUUGGGACAGAUCAACAUCGCGAAGAACCUCAUUAACAAUGUUGCCAAGGACUAUGUUCGGCUGAUGAAGUACGGAGAUUCUCUUUACCGCUGCAAGCAGUUGAAACGUGCAGCUUUGGGGCGUAUGUGCACCAUUGUCAAGCGACAGAAGCAAAGCUUGGAAUACUUGGAGCAAGUACGUCAGCAUCUUUCCCGUUUGCCAACCAUUGAUCCCAAUACCAGAACCCUUCUGCUCUGUGGGUACCCCAAUGUUGGAAAGUCUAGCUUCAUAAACAAGGUGACCAGAGCUGAUGUUGAAGUGCAGCCCUAUGCCUUCACCACAAAGUCUCUUUUUGUGGGACACAUGGAUUACAAGUACCUGCGCUGGCAGGUAGUGGAUACUCCUGGUAUUCUGGACCAUCCUCUGGAAGAGAGGAACACCAUUGAGAUGCAGGCUAUCACAGCGCUGGCCCACCUGCGCUCUGCCAUCCUCUACGUGAUGGAUGUGUCUGAGCAGUGCGGGCACGCGCUGGAGCAGCAGCUGGAGCUCUUCCACAGCAUCAGACCCUUGUUUGCUAAUAAGCCAUUGAUUGUUGUGGCUAAUAAAUGUGAUGUGAAGAAGAUAGACGAACUCUCUGAGGAAGACCAGAAAAUCUUUGCAGGUUUUGAGGAGGAGGGAAUUCCAGUCAUAGAAACUAGCACCCUGACAGAGGAGGGGGUCAUUCAAGUGAAAACACAGGCUUGUGAUAAAUUGCUGGCUCACCGGGUUGACAGUAAGAUGAGAGGAAAGAAGGUGCAUGAUGUACUGAACAGAUUACAUUUAGCUGUUCCUUCUAAAAGAGAUGAGAAGGUGCGACCUCCUUUCAUUCCAGAGGGGGCUUUGGCGCGCAGGAAAGCAAUGGAAAUUGAUGCACCAAAACGCAAGUUGGAGAGAGAUCUGGAGGUGGAGCUUGGUGAUGAUUACACCCUGGACCUCCAGAAAUACUGGGACUUGCUGAAUGAGAAUGAGAAGCAUGAUAAGAUCCCAGAGAUAUGGGAGGGUCACAAUAUAGCUGAUUAUAUUGAUCCUGAAAUCAUGAAGAAACUUGAAGAUCUGGAGCAGGAAGAGGAGUUGAAAGAGAAAGCCGGAGAGUACGACUCGGAUGAUGAAAGUGAAGACGAGGAGAUGCAGGAGAUCCGGCAGCUGGCCAGCCAGAUCAGAGAGAAAAAGAAACUGAAAAUUAUUGCAUCCAAAGAGAAGGACGUACAUGGACCAAGAAUGCCCAGGACCGUAAAGAAGGUUGAAAGAAAGACUCUUGAAAGAGAGAUGAGUAGCCUUGGUAUUGACAUGAGUGAUAAAGAUGACGCUCACUAUGCUGUCCAGGCCGGCAGAUCAAGAAGUCUCACCAGGAAGCGCAAACGUGAAGCCUCAGAGCCGCCAACAUCCAGAACUCGCAGCCAGAGCGCCUCCCGUCCCCCACGGGACGUCUCCGGGAUUCGGGAUGCUAAGAUGUUGAAAAAGGUUAAGAGGAUGAUGAAGAACUCCCAGAGAGACAUGAAUCGUAUGGGCAAGAAAGGAGAGGCAGACAGACAUGUGUUUGAUCUCAAACCCAAACAUCUGUUUGCAGGCAAGAGAAAGUCAGGCACCAACGACAGAAGAUAAAAGUGAUAUUUCAGUCUUUCGAUACAAACUGAAUUUACUUUCACCGUGUGCUUGGUAUAUUGUCUUCUAGAGAAAAUGCAUAAUUCAAUGGACAGAUUCAAACUCUGCCUUAUAUAUUUGUUUGAGAGACGGGAAUGCUGUAAGCCUACGUAAUCCUCUUGUCUUCCUGAUGUGUUUGAUUCGGUAAUGCAAAGCUGCUCCAGUUUGGGUUUGAAAAGUAACAUUGAGGAUGCACACAAGUCCAGCAUGAACUGUGAUGGAUGUACAUAUUGGAUUACAACUGAAUAUUUAACUGGUUACCAUUUUGUAAACCACUAUUUGCUGUGUAGAUGUAUGUCUGCAGUGUUCAUUAAAAUACUGCGUUUGGCAUGAUUUCCUAAAUACAGGAAGCUCUUUGUAUUUAACCAGUCAAAUAGUGCUUCUGCAUCAGGGUUGGAAAUAACACUCCUAUUACAUAGCAGUUUAACCCAUUCCAGGUUUUAAUAUGAACUUGAUUAGCCACAGUAUAUACUGUAGGUAUCAAGCACAGGUGUCUUAUUAGAUGCACAGUAAAACCAGGCAUGGAUCAAACCGCUAUGCAAUGGAAGUCUCAUUGCCGCCCCUGAUCAGCAUCAGUACUUCCUACCUGUCUACAAAAGGGCCUUGUUGGAAAGUCUUGAGUAGAAACUGGUUUUCAACUAGUAACAUGUUACCUUGUUUUGUGCCAUGUUCCUAAGUAGUUGUAUAUUGUAUCCAUGCCUUUCAGCAUUUUCAUCACAGACUCCGAUUGCCAAUAAUGAUGGACUUGCUUACCAGGUUAAAGAUUAGUGCUCAUCAAGAUUAGGUGUCUGUUUGUCAUACAUUCUGAGGGGAGGUAUUAUUAUUAUUUGUUUAUUUAGCAGACGCCUUUAUCCAAGGCGACUUACAGAGACGGGUGUGUGAACUAUGCAUCAGGUAUUGAAGAAACUGACUGGGAAGAGCUGCAGCUGUAUUUCUUCUAGAACAGUUCACAGUGCCAGGGAUAGACCUGGAUUGUAAAUGUGGUGUGGUAAUUCCAGGAUAAGCACGGGUGGACAGUUGAUUCAGUCCUUGGUGCAUUCAUAGUGCUGGACAAGGCUCUUAAAAAGAAAACAAACUUUUUAUUCCGGCCAGGAAAUGAAGUAGACAGAUGUUUGGGGGUAAUUCCUGUAUACUUGGGGAAAUUUGCUUAUGCCAUGUUGUUUAAAAAUAUUCCAUGUUAAUUUGAGAUACAUACACUUUAAAUGUAUGCAUAGUAUUUGGAAGUUAUUGUACUGUAUAAUUUGUAUGCUUUUACAUUUUUGGUCAGGCAUUGGGUAUGGUGAAAUGUAAACUUCAAGUGAAGUUAAACCACGUCUCUAUUAAAAAUAUCUCUUCUCCAUGACUGUAGACAUGCUCUUCUACAUUGUGCCUUUUUAAAUGGACAGUAAAUCAAUCACACUAAUAUUCCUAAUGAAUUUGGAGUUGUGUAAAGCCAUGAUUUCCUGUCACGAUUUGCAUUGGAACUAGGCAUAGAUAAAGUGGUAAAUGACAGGAUGGGGGGUUUAAGGGUCAUCUUUGGGUUAUGCUUGGAUUGUUCCUUGUUCAGGGGGUGUUCUGAAUGGUUUAAUUGAACCAGUUAAGCCUCCAUCCAGACCCUGAAGUACUUAAUUAUCUAAUGUUAUCCGUUAAUCCUGGAGUGGAAUUGGACAGCCCUGUCCCAGUUUAUUUUAUUUGAUAAGAGACAGAACUGUACUUGUGAUAUCCAUGCCACAUAUAGUUUUGAUCACAGUGGUACAGCACAGUAGAGUUAAGUCACUGUCUGUGUGCUUAUAGGUACGUCAGAGACAUACUGACAUGAUGCUAGGUAAAGGGGCAGAGGUUUAUGCAGCUUAGCAUUCUGUUAACUGCUAGCUGCAUACACCACCACUGUACUAUUAUAAAUAAAUUAUAGUGCCAGCAGGGAAGUACUUUGAAGCACUGUUUGUAUGCUUCUGUUUUGCUGACUGUCUGGCAGGAACCAGCUGAGUGUCCAGUUUAAGGACCUCCUUCUUUUAAUGUUAAAUAUAAAGUACAGCACGCCGGUCACAGUACAGACCUUUUAGUUUUAAAUAAUGUCACUUAUCAAUAUACAGUAUUAAUUCAGCAUUUUGAUAUUAAGACAAUGAUGGAAUCUAUCAUUACUUACUGUAUACACCACCAUACGGUUUGUGUAACUCCAUUAAAAAAAAAAAAAAUACAA
This is a messenger RNA of Acipenser ruthenus (sterlet), 4207 nucleotides long. Its product is annotated as GTP-binding protein 4. Gene Ontology annotation, molecular function: GTP binding; GTPase activity; RNA binding. Bases 85 to 1989 code for a protein of 634 amino acids. Gene Ontology annotation, biological process: ribosomal large subunit biogenesis. Gene Ontology annotation, cellular component: nucleolus. The record is from RefSeq and is a predicted model, not a curated record. The transcript is spliced from 17 exons. Lineage: Eukaryota; Metazoa; Chordata; Actinopteri; Acipenseriformes; Acipenseridae.